Messenger RNA from Haemonchus placei, 1011 nucleotides. Lineage: Eukaryota; Metazoa; Nematoda; Chromadorea; Rhabditida; Trichostrongylidae. The record is from the annotation of a GenBank genome assembly.
UUGAUAUCUUUCCUCUCCUUUCCUUACUUUGUCAUUUCUUUCCUUGAGGUAUCGCAUGCUCCAGCUCCACCAGUUUCAGCUAAGGUCUUCAAGCAGGAGAUCACAAACAUUGUUGACUACUCAGAGUUCACAGCUCCGCCUUUGAAAGAAGAAACGGAACCAGUACCACACCAGAUUGUUUGGGCAGAAGCUGAUGGUGGAAAUGGUCGAAGUUACUAUUUCCAUAUCUAUACUGGAGAAUCAACAUGGGACCAGCCGAAGGUUUUCUAUACUAAAGAACAAUAUGCCGCCCUGAUUCAGAGUGCAGACAAUCCUUGCUCAAGUGCGGAAAGUCCUGUGAUGAAAAAGGAGGAACCCUCAUCGAGUGAUUGUAAUGGAAGUGAAUUGCCUUCGGUCGACAUUCCACAAGAAGAGACGUCAGCUAUGCCGGAAGUCAAAACUGAACCUUGCGAGGAAGAAGCGGCUAAUGUUUCGCAUGACAUUUGUGAUAUACCACUUCCAGGACCUUCAUGUGCCGAUGCUUCUACAAAUCAAGAACACCCUAUUGGAUCAACUGAUAGUUAUCCAGAACCUCCUACUGGAUCAACUAAUCAACAUAUUGAAGAAAUCCCACCAAUAGCAGCAGCGCAGUCUAUUGUUUCUCAUGAAGGAGUAAAAACUGAAGUAAUGGACGAAUCGCAGGCUCAAACACCACAUGGUAAUUCGGAACAGGUACAAGUACAACAACCGCCUGAGGAAGAAACUCCUGCGCCAUCCAGUGGACCCCUGGGUUCUUGGACGAGAGUCACGAAAGUUGACAGUGGGCCAGUAUUCUCACCUCUCACUGCUAAAUAUCGUGCAGAAAAGGAGAGAGAACGAAAGGAGGCUGAAGCACGAGAAAAAGAAACGGAGAAGCUGGAACCUUUGAUAUUUACGGAAAAGACCAGUGCUGUAUUGACAAAGAAGGUGAAAGGACCAAUCGAGUUUAAGAAAAGGUCGGCAACUAAGCAUGUGCGGCAACGAGCGCAGUAG